AUGGGCUCGGCUGGCUUGACUUUUGCACGAGACGAGGUCUUGCUGACUCAGUGUUUGACCCAUGCCCCAUGGGGAUCCAUGGCCAAUUUUGGAGCUCUUUCUGAAGCCGGCGCGGAGUUCUACGACAAUGGGGAUUCUCAGUCGGAGCUGUUCUGCCACUUCUACCCUGCGAUUGCGUUCCAGUUGCACGACGGCGUCCUUCCGCCGAACUUUAACUCUCCAGAGCAUAAGGAGUGGGUUUGGGACUGCUGCCGAGAGGGCUGGAUGCUCAAGACCGCAGGGGCGCAGGCCAAAGCGGGCAGGUGGUACCAAGUCUUCGAAAAAUCAGCCAGGGGGCUUGCGUGGUGGAAAGUAUUCGAGAUGUUGCUCUGUUACAUCGGCUUGCACCAGGGUUGGCUGAAACAUCAUAGCGAUCACGUCUGCGUCCCCUUAGUUUCUACAGCUGCAGUCUUGGAUGCUGCUGCUUCUGCAGGGGCACCCCGCGGUGUGGACGGCGGAGGUGCGCCUGCCGAGCGUCGGCCGGCAGGAGCGCCAGGUGCCCGGUCUGUAAGCCGAUCCAAUCGGUGCAUUGACAAGCUUCUAGCUCGGUGCAAGAACUACUUCCACGUGGCCUACACCAUAUUCCGCAAUGAUGCUCUUCGGGCUCUCUGGAUACUGAUGGGCGCAGUCACCGAACCCCAGAAGAAAGCACACGGCCAGACUCUUGUGCAGUGCGAAACUAGGCAGGGGGGGAGCUUGUGGCUGCAGGACUACGCGGCCGAGGAAUACAUCCACGAGAUCACUGAUAUCGUUCAGGCUGCCAACGACCGCGAGAUCUUGCAUCGCGCGCAGGUGUUGUCCGCGGACCCUCGGUGCGACGAGUUCCUCUUGCCGGCGGAGGUUGCUCAAGCUGUGUGUGAUCACGUCUGGCAGUGCGGUCUGUCCCUGGCUGGUCACGAGUUGGUAUGGCUGCGAAGGUAUUCCCACGAAAUGCCUGGCAUGUUUGCUCUGCUGGUCCAGGAGUCGACGAGGAACAUUGCGCUCCCUCGUUUGCAGCAGGCUCUCACGUGUCUCACUGCGGCCGAGAAGGCAGCUGUGCACAAUUCGCACGUGGAGGUUGCUCUGGGCCUUAUACCUUGGUCUCGGAGUACGUGGGUUCGCGAAAUUCUCGUCGGCCUGGCAGAGGCUGAAUUCAAGGACGUGCCCCUUGACAUUCUACAGGAACUCAACGAUUGGUUGGAGGGGAACCGCUGCAGCGUUUUAGCGGAGAGGUGCUUCAACUAUCUAUCUACGCGACCGAUGCAGGCAUGUUAA
Messenger RNA from Prorocentrum cordatum, 1293 nucleotides. The record is from the annotation of a GenBank genome assembly. NCBI's taxonomy places the organism in Eukaryota, Dinophyceae, Prorocentrales, Prorocentraceae.